Molecule: messenger RNA, 1971 nt
Organism: Haliotis rufescens (red abalone)
Lineage: Eukaryota; Metazoa; Mollusca; Gastropoda; Lepetellida; Haliotidae
Product: collagen alpha-2(IV) chain-like
Exons: 1
Coding region: 1-1971 (656 amino acids)
Source: RefSeq, a predicted model, not a curated record
AUGUUCGGCCUGGAUUUAGUGUCUGGUAUGUUCGUCCUGGAUUUGGUGCCUGGUAUGUUCGGCCUGGAUUUGGUGUCUGGUAUGUUCGGCUUGGAUUUGGUGUCUGGUAUGUUCGGCCAAGAUUUAGUGUCUGGUAUGUUCGGCCUGGCUCUAGUGUCUGGUAUGUUCGGCCUGGAUUUAGUGUCUGGAAUGUUCGGCCUGGAUUUAAUGUCUGGUAUGUUCGGCCUGGAUUUGGUGUCUGGUAUGUUCGGCCUAGAUUUAAUGUCUGGUAUGUUCUUCCUUGAUUUAGUGUCUGGUAUGUUCGGCCUGGAUUUAAUGUCUGGUAUGUUCGGCCAUGAUUUAGUGUCUGAUAUUUUCGGCCUGGAUUUGGUGUCUGGUAUGUUCGGCCUGGAUUUAGUGUCUGGAAUGUUCGGCCUGGAUUUAGUAUCUGGUAUGUUGGGCUUGGAUUUAGUAUCUGGUAUGUUCGGCCUGGCUCUAGUGUCUGGUAUGUUCGGCCUGGAUUUAGUGUCUGGUAUGUUCGGCCUGGAUUUAGUGUCUGGAAUGUUCGGCCUAGAUUUAGUGUCUGGUAUGUUCGGCCUUGAUUUAGUGUCUGGUAUGUUCGGCCUGGAUUUAGUGUCUGGUAUGUUCGGCCUGGAUUUAGUGUCUGGUAUGUUCUUCCUUGAUUUAGUGUCUGGUAUGUUCGGCCUGGAUUUAGUGUCUGAUAUUUUCGGCCUGGAUUUGGUGUCUGGUAUGUUCGGCCUGGAUUUAGUGUCUGGAAUGUUCGUCCUGGAUUUAGUGUCUGGUAUGUUCGUCCUGGAUUUAGUGUCUGGUAUGUUCGGCCUGGAUUUAGUGUCUGGUAUGUUCGGCCUGGAUUUAGUGUCUGGUAUGUUCGGCCUGGAUUUGGUGUCUGGUAUGUUCGUCCUGGAUUUAGUGCCUGGUAUGUUCGGCCUGGAUUUGGUGUCUGGUAUGUUCGUCCUGGAUUUGGUGUCUGGUAUGUUCGUCCUGGAUUUAGUGCCUGGUAUGUUCGGCCUGGAUUUGGUGUCUGGUAUGUUCGGCCUGGAUUUAGUGUCUGGUAUGUUCGGCCUGGAUUUAGUGUCUGGUAUGUUCGGCCUGGAUUUAGUGUCUGGUAUGUUCGGCCUGGAUUUAAUGUCUGGUAUGUUCGGCCUGGAUUUAAUGUCUGGUAUGUUCGGCCUGGAUUUAGUGUCUGGAAUGUUCGGCCUGAAUUUAGUGUCUGGUAUGUUCGGCCUGGAUUUAGUGUCUAGAAUGUUCGGCCUGGAUUUAAUGUCUGGUAUGUUCGGCCUGGAUUUAGUGUCUGGUAUGUUCGGCCUGGAUUUGGUGUCUGGAAUGUUCGGCCUGGAUUUAGUGUCUGGUAUGUUCGGCCUGGAUUUAGUGUCUGGAAUGUUCGGCCUGGAUUUAGUGUCUGGUAUGUUCGGCCUGGAUUUAGUGUCUGGAAUGUUCGGCCUGGAUUUAAUGUCUGGUAUGUUCGGCCUGGAUUUAGUGUCUGGUAUGUUCGGCCUGGAUUUAGUGUCUGGUAUGUUCGGCCUGGAUUUAGUGUCUGGUAUGUUCGGCCUGGAUUUAGUGUCUGGUAUGUUCGGCCUGGAUUUAGUGUCUGGUAUGUUCGGCCUGGAUUUAAUGUCUGGUAUGGUCGGCCUGGAUUUUGUGUCUGGUUUGUUCAGCCUGGAUUUUGUGUCUGGUAUGUUGGGCCUAGAAUUAGUGUCGGGGAUGUUCGGCCUGGAUUUAGUUUCUGGUAUGUUUGGCCUGGAUUUGGUGUCUGGUAUGUUCGGCCUGGAUUUGGUGUCUGGUAUGUUCGUCCUGGAUUUAGUGCCUGGUAUGUUGGGCCUAGAUUUAGUGUCGGGUAUGUUCGGCCUGGAUUUAGUUUCUUGUAUGUUCGGCCUGGAUUUGGUGUCUGGUAUGUUGGGCCUGGAGUUAGUGUCUGGUAUGUUCGUCCUGGAUUUAGUGUCUGGUAUGUUCGGCUGGAUUUGUCCUAACUGA